AUUAUUACUAAUGGGUUUAAUAUGGAUUGCUCAAAUAAUUGAAAUUCUUUUAGAUUCUAGACCUCUACACCAUUCUUAUGAUUCUAUGUUUAGAUCUGAUGAUGUUGGUAUAGAAACCAAAGAAGUAUUGCAAUGGGAAGCAGUAGCAGUCGUUCACAACCUGGGCAAGUCAUAUCAGCAUCACCCCCGGAAAAAAAACCUGAGGAGCUGUAUAAUGGCCCAGAAGCACAAUAUCAGUUUAUCAAUGUGGAAGUCCAGAUGGCAGCAAAAGUGACCAUAGGUGCUUUGAAUAUGGUAACAAGCAAUGUUGAAGCUUAUUACCCAUUAUUGGCUGCUCAGUAUGAGCAAGGUUUUAGACUGCUGACAUUUUAUCAUAUCCCAGGCCAGGCCCAAAGAACUGGCGGAUUUUUUUCAUAUGGUGUACUAAUGCCAUUUCAAGGAAUAUUUUGUCGAUAUCCACAAGCACCUAGCGAAGGUAGAUUUAGACUUCAUAUAGAAAAAUCCACAAUUCAACCACAACUUGUUUGGACUGGUGCUCUCACCAAUCGCUCUCAGACUCACACUGAUAUAAGUCAUCUGUUUCAAACUAUUGCCAACUGCACUCAGAGUGGAGGUAGAUUAAUAUGUUUAGAAUUAACUGGCCAAGAAGAAGUUCAUUACUCAUUCUCAAUGCCUGCAAGGAUGCCAGUCAUGGGAGUUGAUCUAUUUUUUGAAAUGCCGCUGGAUGGUCCUCAAGAAACCUACAUGUACAAUAUAGUUUCUGUCCCAAUAAAUGUGACCAUCACUGCAGGCUUCAGACCAACCCCAAAAGUGCAGUGUGAUUGGGCAGGGGUUAUGUCCCAGAAUCUUGGAAUGGGGUUUAGACUUGUUGAAAUAUUCAUGGAUGGCACACAAUCCACACAGAGUUCAGGGUUUACUGGGUAUGUACAAUCAAACAGUCAGUGGUUUUUUGAAAAACCUGCCUCGCGUGCCAAUGACUCGACCCCAAUCUAUCAGGGAAAAGUUGUGGAACACUUUAUAAAGAUUUCAACAUCUGGAUUCUCUGGUAUGAAAACAACAACCAACUGGGAACCAGUCAUUCAGGAGAACGGUAAAGCUGGUUGGGAGUUGGCGUGUAUCCUAGAGACUCCAGAACAGGUCGUCAAAGGCCUAGCAACUAUAUACAUGAAAGUUAUUCUCUUUUUUCAGAGGAAAAUUUUGUUAUAAGGUUUUCUAAAAAAAUUUAUUUUAGAAUAAAAUGAAAUCACACUCAUUUGUUUUAAACCUUAGAGAAAAUGUUAUUCAUUCCUUUGUAAAGGCUCCUUUUUAAAGUAUCUAUUUUAUGAGAUUAUUUGACAUCUUGUGUGCAUUUUAAUGACCUUUUACAUAUAAAUUGUGAAUAUGUUAAUGUAUUUUUCCCACUGUAAAGGUGACUGAAAUUAUCAGAGAGAAAUGACCUUUAAUUAUCAACUCAUUAAUAAAAAUUAAAGCUGAUUAAAAGUUUAUUCUGAAACACACUUCUUAAAUGAUUUGAAAUUUUAAGCCUCUCAUAUUUGGGAAUAUGUUAACAUAAAACUCCAAGUAUUUACACUUUAUCCUGUAUCUGAACUGACAUAUUUUUCUAUGUGCUCAAAAAUAUUUCCAUUCACUUGAAGCAUUGAUUUAUGUAUAUAAAUCUCAUUCAGUUUUGUUAACAACUUUCUUUACUUGAUAUCAGUGAACUUUCUCAUAUGCAAAUAAUUGCAGGCAUGUAUUUGGCAGGGUGGGUGGUUUUGUUUUUACUGCUAUUUUUGUUAAUCCAAGCACAGUAACAACUACUUUUUUUUUACUAUUGCUAUUUAUUGGUAUUUAGAUUUCUCCAAAUCUCUCAGGAUAUACAUAUUAAUUUAUGCAACCUAAUUUUUUUGUUGAGAUGUUUUACUAUAUUCCAGUUAUUGUUAAGAACAGCUUACAAGUUGUUAAGGAAUGUGAGGGAUUUAUUCUUUGUCCAAUUCUGUCUGUGAAUAACAUUGUUAAAAACUUAAUUCAACUUCAACUUCAAUAGUUGAAAAUACAAUGACCACUAAAAGUUUUACCUUGUUAAUGUAAAUAGUUUUCAUUUUUGUGAUACCUAUCAACAUACAACAGUUUUUUGUGUUGUUUUUACUGAGAAAACUUUCAUGUUUUCUAUUUCAUUUUAUACCUAUUGAAAAAGUCAUAUUUAUUUUUGUACACUAAUUUUUGUUUCAAUUUUCAAAAACUAAAAAUGUUGCAUUAAUUAUUUUUAAUGUAUUUACUAUUGAUUUUCAUAAUAAAAAUCUUAAAAAUACGAUGUUUUAAGUCAACUACUCCCACAUAGUGAUGAAAAGUGCCUGCAUUUGUCAUUUUAUAAAAAUGGAUCUACCAAACUCUUGAACAACUGCUUUCAUUUUAUCAUGGUAAACAUUUUUAAUGAAGCUGAAUCUCUUUAUGUAUAUAUUUGACUGUUCUGUUAAAAAAUAACUAUUAAAAUAAAUAUAGUACUUUUUCUGUAUCUUGAGAUUUUUCACAAUGGCGUGGUAAAAAUGUACAUAGG
Molecule: messenger RNA, 2533 nt
Organism: Physella acuta
Lineage: Eukaryota; Metazoa; Mollusca; Gastropoda; Physidae
Source: RefSeq, a predicted model, not a curated record